AUGGAACUGGCUGUGAGACCCAGCACCUGCAGCGCUUCUGGCUGCCUUUGCGCGGGCCAACUGGGCCGACGUUUGGAUCUGGUGGAAGCCAAGGUCUUGUCACAUUGGCAUGAAUUCUUGCUGUACAAGUCAGAAGCCCAACGGAAGUUCGAGGACCUGUUCGCUCGGCGCCGAGGGCGCUCCGUGAACGGUACAGAAGUGGAUCGGCGCCUGGAGAAGUUGGAGGAGAGCCAAGCGGAGUGUUUUGAUGUGAAGCUGGCAGAGGUCAGGUCCUGUUGCGAGGAGUCGCGUUUGGACCUGGAACGCCACUGGAAUCGGCAAGCACAGGAGGUCCAGAACAUCCAGGGCCGCAGCGAGCAGCGUCUGGAGCAGCGCCUGGAGCAACGGGGCGACCAACUGCAGAGCUUCUUCGCUGGACAGGUGGCCGAGUUGCACCGAGAGCUCCGGGACUCGGUGCAGGGCCAGGAGAAGCGACUGCGACAAGGCAACGAUGAGAUGCUUCGACUCACCGAAUCCGUGACUCAGCAGGUGCUCGCAGCAGAAAGCCGGGCUGAACAGCAAAUGAGCAGGCUGCGGAGUGAGCUGGAACUGGCAGAGGCUGCUUCUCAGGAUGCUUGCGCGCGAAACGCCACUGAGAUCACCAGAGCUGUGACCGCAUCGGAGUGUGCCUUGAAGCCACGGCUGCAGCAGGCACAGGCCGCGGCUCGGGCUGCCGUGACCUGCUUGGAGAUCUCCGUAGAGAAGCGCAUGAAGUGCUGGGCAUCAGAAGCAGCCGAAGAAGGACGACAGGCACAGCAUGGGCGAGAGCGGCUUGAGGAAUUGCAGGAGGCGGUCGCGCAAUUGGAGCUGCUUCUGCAGAAGCAUGGCGCGCAAAUCUCGGAGCAGAGCCAAAGCUCUGAGGCACGGGAUGUCUCCUUCGAGCGACGUUUCAAGAGUCAAGGGCAGCAAUUCGAAGACCUUGAGAGGAGUAUUUCACAGCUCCGCCGCGAAGUGGCUGAGAGGACUGAUGCCAUCGAAAGUAGGCUGACUUCAGAAGUGUCUGGUUGCAAAGACGAGUUGCAGGAAAGACUCGGCAAGAUCGGUCGCCAAGAGGUGGCGGCCUCCCGGGAAGCGAAAGAAGCACAGGCGGCUGCGGCGCAGGCUCUGCGGGAAGCGUGUGAAGUGAAGAGCGCGCAGCAGGAGCUGGAAUACAGCUUGAACGAGUCGCAGGAGCGUUUAAGCUGCAUCUCGUCGGUGACGACCUCCACACAGGAUGCAAUGACCAGCUUCAAGAAGGAGCUGGCAGCGCUGCUGGACUCCCAGAAGCUGUUGCAGCAAUCUGUGGCCUCCGUACAAAACAGCGAGGCUUUUGACGGCAAAGCGUUGCGAGGGAAACUGCUUGAGGAAUUUUCUCAAGCGCAACUGGGAAUGAGAUCGCUGGGGCAAAGGAUCUCCAGCGUUGAAACUGCUUGCGCAGCUGCAGACCGGUCUGCCGCCACACUGAAGGCAGAGGCCGCGCAGCUGCGCUUAGAGACGGAAGACUUGGCGAAGCGCCGGGCAGCACAAGCCCUGCAAAGCGAGAAAGUAGAGGCAGAGCUCUCCCAACGGCUAUCGCAAGUGGAGCGAUCCAUCAAGAGCCAGGGUACUGGGGAUGGCACUAGCACGCAGAAACUCGUGAACCUCGCGCAGCAGGUGGAAACCUUGCGGGCAUCCAGUGUGGCCAGUGAAGGCCUUUUUACAGAGCUCAAGACCACCAUCAUGCGGGUGGAAGAUCUGCAAGCUCAGGUGAAUCGCCUGGCACGUGAGUCGAGGAAGGGCUCUGACAAGAUUGAGGGUGCCCUUAGCCGGUUGCAGGAGACGGAGAAAGCCAUGGAACGUGUGGCAAAGGCCAGAGAAAGUUCAGAGCUUUGGCGAGAAGUCCGGGAACUGAGGUCACAGCUGUCAGACGUAAGGCUGCAGAACUUGGUUCGCAGCCCCAGGAGCUGUGAAAUUACUCGCCCAUUGGGAUGGCUGGAGCCAUAAGGCCAUCGUCCCCAAGGCAGGCCAUAGGCGACCAUUGAAUGCCAAUGAUUACAACAGCGACCGUGCCAAUACCGGCUCAGUGGAAGGGGAUGAUAAAUGAUGAUAAG
This is a messenger RNA of Cladocopium goreaui, 2108 nucleotides long. Lineage: Eukaryota; Dinophyceae; Suessiales; Symbiodiniaceae. The record is from the annotation of a GenBank genome assembly.